Messenger RNA from Geosmithia morbida, 873 nucleotides. RefSeq names its product SAP domain-containing ribonucleoprotein. Gene Ontology annotation, cellular component: nucleus. The coding region runs from base 1 to 873 and encodes 290 amino acids. The transcript has 2 exons. Gene Ontology annotation, biological process: poly(A)+ mRNA export from nucleus. The record is from RefSeq and is a predicted model, not a curated record. Lineage: Eukaryota; Fungi; Ascomycota; Sordariomycetes; Hypocreales; Bionectriaceae.
AUGGCGACCGAAUACUCGUCGCUCAAGGUGCCGGAGCUCAAGAAGCUCCUGUCCGAGAAGGGCCUUCCCCAGUCGGGCAACAAGGCUGACCUGGUCGCGCGCCUCAACGAGCACGACAAGUCUGCCGGGGCUGAUGCUGCUGCCCAGGAUGAUGAGCCCGCCAGCAAGAAGGCAGGCGAGUCUCCCUUCUUCUUCUUGUCCCCUCCGGAACACCCCCAGCUCACCCUCGGCAGCUCUACGCGCGCACAUGCGUCCAAGGAAGACGAGAUAACGUACUCGGACGACGAAGCUCCCAAGGCUGCCGCGCCCGCCGCCGUCGAGGCCGAGCCGGCAGGCCAAGAGGCCGGGGAGAAGACCGAGGAGGGGGCACCCGCCGCCGCCGCCGCCGCCGCCGCCGCCGCCGCCGAGGAGCCCGCCGAGGACGCUGCUGCCGAUGCUACCGAGGAAGCUGCCGCGCCCGCCGCGCCCGCCGCCUCUUACGCCAUCGGCCUCUCGUCCACGGCGGCCGAGGAGGAGGCCAGGAAGCGUGCCGAGCGCGCCAAGCGCUUCGGAAUCGACGAAGACGACGAUGCCAAGAAGCGCGCCGAGCGCGCCGCGCGCUUUGGCAUCGACGCCAAAGAGCUCGCCUCGAGCCUCGACUCUGCCCUGCCCGAGCGCCCUCUCAAGCGUGGCCGCGGAGCCGAGAGCGGCAGCGGCAACAGGCCCGGAAAGAGGCAGAGCCUCGACAGGAGGGGUGGAAGGGACGGCGGCGGUCGUCGGAGGGGAAACGACAACAGCAGGAACGCUGCUCCGGCCAAGUCUUCCGGGAUAUUGGACGACCCGGCUGAGAGGGCCAAGGCUGAGAAGCGUGCGGCUAGGUUCGCUGCCGCAUGA